AUGAGCACGGGGGGGGAUGGGGGCUCGGCGUUGGGCCCGUCUGCCCGGUUGCUGGGGACCCAGCCGACUGCCGCGACCCCCCUCACCGCAACCCCCCCCAUCGUCGGCCAGCAGACAAUUAUUGGCGGCGGCCUGCCGGAUGCGACGCAUUUGGCGAACGCAAAUCAUCAGCCGCCACCCCCGCAGUCGCAAGCAGGUGGACCUGGAGGUGCCACUGGAGCAGCAUCCAAGUCGGCACAAAAGAGACCCGUCCGACGAGGCAAACCGCCACCUGACAGACCUGUCCGAGCGCUUUUCUGUCUGACCCUCACAAAUCCUCUUAGGAAGAUGUGCAUCAGUGUCGUGGAGUGGAAACCCUUCGAAUGGCUCAUCCUUAUGACGAUAUUUGCGAAUUGCGUUGCUCUGGCCGUUUACACGCCGUAUCCCUACGGCGAUUCCAAUUUGACCAACCAGAUCUUGGAGAAGAUAGAGUACGUUUUUCUUGUGAUUUUUACGGUAGAAUGCGUGAUGAAAAUCAUAUCUUACGGCUUCGUCGCCCACGCGGGAGCGUACCUCCGCAACGGCUGGAACCUGCUGGAUUUCACGAUAGUCGUUAUCGGAAUGAUAAGCACGGUGCUGACAACAUUUAUGAAAGAGGGUUUCGACGUCAAGGCCUUAAGGGCGUUUCGUGUUCUGCGUCCUCUCAGGCUGGUUUCCGGUGUUCCAAGUCUUCAGGUGGUCCUAAACUCUAUUUUGAGGGCGAUGGUACCACUUUUGCACAUUGCUUUAUUAGUUCUCUUCGUCAUCAUCAUUUACGCCAUCAUCGGCCUCGAGUUGUUCUCCGGAAAGAUGCACAAAACUUGCAGGCACAAUUUAACUGACGAGAUAAUGGACGAACCGCAUCCCUGCGGCCCGGGGGGCUAUCAAUGCUCUCGAAUCUCGCCCGAGUACUACUGCAGUAAUCAGUUUUGGGAAGGACCUAAUUUCGGCAUCACGAAUUUCGAUAACUUCGGAUUGGCUAUGCUCACGGUCUUCCAAUGCGUCACCCUCGAGGGCUGGACGGACGUACUUUACAAUAUCGAGGAUGCAAUGGGAAGCACGUGGCAGUGGAUUUAUUUCAUCUCGAUGGUCAUCCUCGGAGCUUUCUUCGUGAUGAAUCUCAUUCUCGGUGUGUUGUCCGGCGAAUUCUCCAAGGAGAGAGAGAAAGCAAAGGCGCGCGGUGACUUUCACAAGCUCAGGGAAAAGCAACAGAUCGAGGACGAUCUCAGGGGUUAUCUCGAUUGGAUCACGCAAGCCGAGGACAUCGAGCCGGAGACUGACGAGCCGAAGCAGGAUGGGAAAACCAAGCAACAAAACGAAAUAGAGAGCACGGAUCAGUUGGAGGGCGACGAGGAGGGAAUCCAGCAGGAGUCCGUUUGGAAGAAGAAGAAAAGGGACUUGGACAGAGUGAACAGACGAUUGAGAAGAGCCUGCAGAAAGGCCGUAAAGUCCCAGGUCUUCUAUUGGCUCAUCAUAGUUCUGGUUUUCUUGAAUACCGGUGUUCUCGCCUCGGAGCACUACAAUCAGCCGCACUGGUUGGACGAAUUUCAAGAGAUCACGAACAUGUUUUUCAUCGUGCUGUUCUCCAUGGAGAUGAUGUUAAAAAUGUACAGUUUAGGCUUUCAGGGUUACUUCGUCUCGUUGUUUAAUCGUUUCGAUUGUUUCGUCGUGAUCGGCUCGAUCACCGAAAUGAUACUUACAAAUACACAUGUGAUGCCGCCUCUUGGCGUUUCCGUACUCCGUUGCGUUCGGCUGCUCAGGGUAUUCAAAGUAACAAAGUAUUGGAGAUCACUGUCGAAUUUAGUGGCCUCUUUACUGAAUUCAAUACAAUCGAUUGCCUCGCUGCUGCUCCUGCUUUUCCUAUUCAUCGUUAUCUUCGCUCUUCUGGGCAUGCAGGUCUUCGGUGGAAAAUUCAAUUUCAGCGACAAUGAGGAAAAAACACGUCACAAUUUUGACAGCUUCUGGCAAAGCUUGCUCACCGUUUUUCAGAUAUUAACCGGCGAGGAUUGGAACGUUGUGAUGUACGUCGGGAUUCGAGCUUACGGCGGCGUCGCCAGUAUCGGCGUGCUCGCGUGCGUUUACUUCAUCAUUCUUUUCAUAUGCGGCAAUUAUAUCCUUUUGAACGUAUUCUUGGCUAUCGCCGUCGACAAUCUCGCCGAUGCCGAGUCUCUAACUGCCAUCGAGAAGGAAGCUGAAGAAGAGGCGGAGAAAAACAAAUCUCACAGCGGUUCGCCAGCGAGGGAAGUCAGCGGCGAAGCCGGUGACGGCGGCGAGGGCAUCGGAGGAGAGGACGAAGGCGGUGGUACAGAUCUCGAACAUGACCCUAACGAGACAAUGGAGGACUAUGAAGCCGCACUCGAUACCGAAACAUCGGAGAAGAGCGAAGACAUGAACACACACAAAGUACGACUCAACGUCGAGUCCGACGAAGAAAUAGAAGAGGAGGAGGAGGAGGAGUGCGAGCACGGGGAGAUGCAAGAUAACGGACAAGAAGUGACUGCUAGACCACGAAGACUGUCCGAAUAUAACAUGGCCACCAAAAAGGAACCGAUACCGGCCGGUUCAGCAUUCUUUAUUUUUUCGAGCACCAAUAGGUUCCGCGUGUUCUGUCAUUGGUUUUGCAAUCACAGUUACUUCAGCAACGUGAUAUUGGUCUGCAUUAUGAUUUCCUCCGCGAUGUUGGCCGCUGAGGAUCCACUGAAUGCCUUGUCGCCCAGAAAUCAGAUGUUGACUAACUUCGAUUACUUCUUCACUACUGUCUUCACGAUCGAGAUCUGCCUCAAGAUGAUCUCGUACGGCUUCAUCAUUCACGACGGCGCGUUUUGUCGUUCGGCUUUCAAUCUGCUCGAUCUUCUUGUCGUUUGCGCUUCUCUCAUUUCUAUGACCGUCAAACCUGGUGCAUUUUCCUUCAUUAAAGUGCUCCGUGUGCUUCGCGUACUGAGACCGCUGCGUGCCAUCAAUCGCGCCAAGGGACUAAAGCACGUAGUACAGUGCGUCAUCGUAGCGGUAAAGACUAUCGGAAACAUAGUCCUCGUCACCAGCCUCCUGCAGUUCGUGUUCGCCGUCAUUGGCGUACAGCUCUUCAAGGGAAAGUUCUUCUAUUGUACCGACGCGUCGAAAAUGACGAAGAACGAGUGCCAGGGUACUUAUUUGGAAUUCGAGGACGGCAAUAUCAAUAGACCGGUUGUGAAGACUAGAGAGUGGCUCCAACAAAAGUUCCACUUUGAUAACGUUUACAAAGCAAUGCUAACUCUCUUCACGGUCUCGACGUUCGAAGGUUGGCCAUCGCUGUUAGAGUGGUCGAUCGAUUCUAAUGACGAGAAUCAAGGACCAAUUCAUAACUUUCGGCCGAUUGUGGCCGCCUACUACAUCAUCUACAUCAUCAUCAUCGCGUUUUUCAUGGUGAACAUCUUCGUCGGUUUCGUUAUCGUUACCUUCCAAAACGAAGGCGAGCAAGAGUACAAAAACUGCGAACUCGAUAAGAAUCAGAGAAACUGUAUCGAAUUCGCGCUGAAAGCCAAACCAGUGCGACGAUAUAUACCGAAGCAUCGAAUACAGUACAAAGUCUGGUGGUUCGUCACCUCACAGCCGUUUGAGUACACGAUAUUCACGUUAAUUAUGAUUAAUACCGUGACGCUCGCGAUGAAGUUCUACCGACAACCGGAGGUUUACACAAACGCUCUGGACGUUCUCAACAUGAUCUUCACCGCCGUGUUUGCGCUGGAAUUCGUGUUCAAGUUAGCCGCGUUUCGAUUUAAGAAUUACUUCGGCGAUGCGUGGAACGUCUUCGACUUUAUUAUCGUGCUUGGGAGUUUCAUCGAUAUUGUUUACUCGGAAGUUAACCCCGGAUCCUCCAUCAUUUCCAUCAAUUUCUUCAGACUGUUUCGCGUAAUGCGAUUAGUCAAGCUCCUGAGCAGAGGGGAGGGCAUUCGGACGCUUUUAUGGACGUUUAUCAAGUCGUUUCAGGCACUGCCCUACGUCGCCCUUCUCAUUAUAAUGCUCUUCUUCAUUUACGCUGUGAUAGGCAUGCAAGUUUUCGGGAAGAUCGCGAUAAACGAUGAAACAUCAAUAAAUCGCAAUAAUAACUUUCAAUCCUUUCCGCAAGCCGUGUUGGUUUUGUUUAGGUCAGCCACAGGCGAGGCGUGGCAGGAAAUCAUGAUGGCUUGCUCGUCGAGCCCGGAUGUUGAGUGCGACGAUAACAGCGACGAAGUUGGCAAUCCAGUCGGUUGUGGUUCGGACAUUGCAUUUCCCUACUUCAUAUCUUUCUACGUGCUCUGCUCAUUUCUCAUCAUCAACCUGUUCGUCGCCGUUAUCAUGGACAAUUUCGAUUAUUUGACGAGAGACUGGUCGAUUCUCGGACCGCAUCACUUGGACGAGUUUAUUCGUCUCUGGUCCGAAUACGAUCCCGACGCAAAGGGACGUAUUAAACAUCUCGACGUGGUGGCAUUACUGAGGAAGAUAUCGCCGCCUUUAGGUUUCGGAAAGCUGUGUCCUCACAGAGUAGCUUGCACGAAACUCGUCACGAUGAACAUGCCAUUGAACAGCGACGGCACCGUGUUGUUCAACGCGACGUUGUUCGCCGUCGUCAGAACGUCGUUGAAGAUCAAGACCGAGGGAAACAUCGACGACGCCAACGCCGAGCUUAGGGCGGUAAUUAAAAAAAUUUGGAAGAGAACCAGUCCGAAACUUCUGGAUCAGGUUGUUCCACCUCCCGGAGGAAAAGACGAGGUGACAGUCGGCAAAUUUUACGCGACCUUCCUCAUUCAGGAUUAUUUCCGUCGGUUCAAGAAACGCAAGGAACAGUCAGCGAAGGAUGGCGACAGAGAGUGUCAAAACACGGUAACUCUUCAGGCCGGGUUGAGAACAUUACACGAGGCCGGUCCCGAAUUGAAACGCGCAAUUUCCGGCAAUCUAGAGGAACUUCUUGACGACAAUCCGGAACCUAUGCACAGGAGAAACCACUCGCUCUUCGGCAGCGUGUGGUCCAGCAUGCGAAAAGGACACAGUUUUCACCGAGCGAGGUCGUUAAAAGUCAAUUCCACCACUGCGAAGGUUUCCCCGACCAAUUCCAUAGACUUUCUGCCGUACGCUUCGUUACGAAGAACCGGCAUCCCGGAUGUCACUAAUCAAAUUAUUCACCAAGCUCUGCCAAAUGCAGCGAGUGGUCUGAGCGACGGCGCAAUAAAUCAAACGGGAAUGGAUCCUCGGUUAAGAAUUCACGGUAUCGAGGAAAACAUACCUCUGAGGCCGCUUGCUGCCUUCGGCAAUCCGAUGCAACAGAUAUCUUACAUGGGCGCGUACAAAGUAAUCGAUCUUCAGGACGGAAUCGAGCGGCAGUUGACACCACCCACACCUCCGCCGCGACGGAAUCCACCACCCUCGUCCAACGGUACCCCGAGCACCGGUACCGCUCACACCUCCGCAGCAACGGCAGCACCAACAGCAUCAGCAUCGGCAAGCGCAGCAAGCACGACGAGCGGAUCGAGCGUCGCGACGACGACGAUCACCGCGUCGUGCACCGCGAGCGCGAACACCUCGACUACCGCGACGAGCUCAAGCCCCGCUUCCUCGUCCAACGACACGAACUGUUACUAUACCUACGCGUCACGGGGUUGCUGUGCCGAUUGCGCAGUCUGGAGCAAUCACGCCGUAGACGAUUGUGACGACGAGGACACGUCAACGGGAAGCGGAUCGAGCGAUUCCGGCAGGUGGAACCCGCACUCGGAGGGUGGCGUGGCGCGCGGUACGACGGGAAAGCCCCACGUUACCGUGCUGGGUGGCCGUUCGUCGAAACGCCGAUCGCGGGGUCGUCGCGACCCCGCGACCGCCGGCGGCAAAUCGGCUCCGGCGAGUUUCCGAUCGCGCGACGCACCAAGCCAGUCGGGCACCCGCACCAUCGCCAACGGCCUGAAAAUGGCGCAAAACCAGGCGAUUGCCGUGGCGGGUUUCCUCGCCGAUGUCGAUUCGCGACAAUGGCGCGUCUGCGCUUCCUGCUUAUCGCACCGAGCGUCCUACCACGGCAGAGAGCGCCUGUCCCACAGUAUGCCUGGUAGUCCCGCGGACCGAAAGCCGAACUUUGAGGUCAUCGGAAGUGCGGAAAGCCUCGUCGGUCGGGUCUUAGUGGAACAAGGUCUGGGCAAGUAUUGCGACCCGGAUUUCGUACGAUACACGUCACGCGAGAUGCAGGAAGCGUUAGACAUGACGCGCGAAGAGAUGGACCGGGCCGCUCAUCAGCUGCUCCUGCAAGAGCGGCGUGGCCAACCGUUGUCCUAUCAGCUGCAACAGAGCACGGAGCAGCAACAGCAGCAGCAGCAGCAGCAGCAACAGCAACAACAACAACAACAGCAGCAGCAACAGCCGUGGAGCGGCCAGCACCAAACUACGAGCGGCAUCGGUUACCAGCCUCUGCAGGAGCAACCAUCGAGCGCCCAGCCGGUCUAUCACCAGUUACAACAAUCCUCAAGUUACCGUCGUCGCGACAGCAACCGACAGCAACAACAGCAGCAGCGGCAACCGCCGUCCUAGCAGGACGAGAAGCCACUCGCGACGCGAACAUCUUCCACGUAACCCGGAAAACUCCCCCGGAUUCUCCCGGGAAGGCAGUCGCCGAAAAAUCGAGAUCGUCAGUUACAUGAAGUAACUCGAAAAUCACCCUGCGAAGAAUUCAAAUCGAUCGAAUUUGAUGGAUUCGGCAUCGCGCACGGGAUUUCGAUCGUCGUUGUUUUUGUUGUUAUAAAAAAAAAGAACACUUUUGAACUGUUUCCGAAAAAUACGUAUAGCUGUAUAGUUAGGCGCAAUUUCAGAGGUGCUACUCGAGACGAAACACUGGCUUAGUUUAGAAAAGAAUGAAAAAAAAAAAAAAAAAAAAUUAUACAAAACAAAGUUGUGACAAAGAGCAAUUGCUCGUUAUAUAGGAUGUUCGUCCUUUGGUACGCAGCAAUGAACGUGUAUUUUCGUUCAACCGAAUAUUUUCUAGACGAGCGCGUGAGUGUUUAUUCGACAUUUUGGAUAUUAUAAGUCUAUAUAGUAAGUCACUCUCUGAUUCCUAACUCGACUCGAUAUUUUUAGUGAGGUUCGCGCGAGUUUCGAUCAAGCAGGACAAAUUGAUUUUGCUGAUCGUUCAGGCACAAAGAUACGUAUAGACUUUUAGGGUAUAAUUUAUAGCCCGCGGAGAAACUUUGUCACGACGCUAAACUUCGCUCUUUGUAUUAUUAAAAUCGACGGAGCAUUUUGAUACACCCGGACUUCUGGAUGAAAUUGAGUUUAUUUCUAGAAACUAUCUUCCAGUGAUUUAUUAUUGUCUCCGCGUUUAACGGAUUUUUGAUUAUCGAGUUUUAUUGGGUUCGUUCUAAUAUGAAGGACAAUACUCUGUGUAUAGUGCGUUGUAAAAAGCAGACGAAUUUAAAAAAAAAAGAUGAAUAUUUUUAUUUUGAAACUUCAAAUUUCUAGUUUGUUAUUUUGUUCUCUCAAAAGUUUUCAAGUUCUCACCAAAUUUCAGAUACUGAUAAUUAUGAUCAAAAAGUAGAAAAAUAAAUUCUUUCUUUUUCUCAAAAUUAAAAUUUAUUAAUUUUUUACAUUGCUUAUA
Messenger RNA from Pseudomyrmex gracilis, 7603 nucleotides. RefSeq names its product muscle calcium channel subunit alpha-1 (gene Ca-alpha1D). The transcript has 42 exons. The coding region runs from base 1 to 6543 and encodes 2180 amino acids. Gene Ontology annotation, molecular function: high voltage-gated calcium channel activity. Gene Ontology annotation, cellular component: membrane; voltage-gated calcium channel complex. The record is from RefSeq and is a predicted model, not a curated record. Gene Ontology annotation, biological process: calcium ion import across plasma membrane. Lineage: Eukaryota; Metazoa; Arthropoda; Insecta; Hymenoptera; Formicidae.